Messenger RNA from Enterobius vermicularis (human pinworm), 600 nucleotides. NCBI's taxonomy places the organism in Eukaryota, Metazoa, Nematoda, Chromadorea, Rhabditida, Oxyuridae. The record is from the annotation of a GenBank genome assembly.
AUGAAAACUCCGUCGAUUGUUGAGGUUCACGAGGGUCACAACGUGACAUUACAAUGUAAUGCUAUUGGUAGUCCACAACCAGCAGUUAUUUGGAGACGUCAAGAUCGUCAGCUAAUUCGUUUUAAUGGUGCUACUGGAUACGGCACAACGAUCUAUAAUGGUUCUACCUUAACAAUAUCCCGGGUCAGCAGGAAACAUAUGGCUGAAUAUGUGUGCACAGCCAGCAACGGUAUUCCGCCGGACGCCGUAUUCAACGUUCGGCUGAAUGUAAUGUUUAAACCAACUGUAAAGGCAAAGUUGCGUUCUGUGUCAGUUCCAUAUGGGGGCCAGAUUAAACUGAUUUGUAACGUUGAAGCAUGGCCUGUUGCAGAUGUAAUUUGGAGCAAAAAUGAAUUGGACAUUGUUGACUCUGAGAAAUUUGUUGCAACAGAUGAAAAGAUGGAACGGUACAUGAGUGUACACAUUUUGACGAUCAAAGGAGUCUCGAGCGACGAAUACGAUAUAUAUCGUUGUACUGCAAGCAACGAAGUUGGCACAGCAUACGAUGAAAUCGUUGUCAGAGGCAACAUUUUCAUCUCUUAUCUUUUUCUUUAUCCGUAA